This is a messenger RNA of Aspergillus brunneoviolaceus CBS 621.78, 1069 nucleotides long. RefSeq names its product 60S ribosomal eL19 domain-containing protein. The record is from RefSeq and is a predicted model, not a curated record. Gene Ontology annotation, molecular function: RNA binding; structural constituent of ribosome. Gene Ontology annotation, cellular component: ribosome; cytosolic large ribosomal subunit. The transcript has 4 exons. Gene Ontology annotation, biological process: translation. NCBI's taxonomy places the organism in Eukaryota, Fungi, Ascomycota, Eurotiomycetes, Eurotiales, Aspergillaceae. The coding region runs from base 1 to 948 and encodes 315 amino acids.
AUGGCAGACAGCCUCAGCAUCCAUGUAACUCGUCUAGGUCAGAUAACACUGCGAAACCUAUACCUGACUCGUCUGUACAUGGAGCUGGGAAUUCUACCCGUCGUCGAGUGCAACGAACAUCAUCCGCCAACGACCGUCGAUACGCCGACAUCAAGAUGUGAGUCCUAUUAUCGAUUUGUGCUCGUGUCGUUUGAGAGGAGAAUUACGGCCCUUCGAUGGACUACUUUUUUGGCCCUUUUGCCCAACCAUGCACCACCUCCUCCGCAUAUGCCCAUCGAGGGGCCCUUAUCACUCCUCCACUCGUCGACGAAGCAAAGGAAUUUCUCGGAUCGCGUUGGACUGCAUGCUGACCUUCUGGUUUUUUUCCCACACAAUAGGGUCAACCUUCGCACCCAGAAGCGCCUCGCGGCCUCCGUGGUCGGCUGCGGCAAGCGCAAGAUUUGGCUCGACCCCAAUGAGAUGAAUGAGAUCUCCAACGCCAACUCCCGUCAGACCAUCCGCAAGCUCGUCAGCGAUGGCCUCAUCAUCCGCAAGCCCGUCACCAUGCACUCGCGCGCCCGUGCCCGUGAGCUCGCCGCCGCCCGCAGAAUCGGCAGACACCGUGGUCUGGGUAAGCGCAAGGGUACCAAGGAGGCUCGUAUGCCCAGCCAGAUCCUUUGGAUGCGCCGCAUGCGUGUUCUCCGCCGCCUGCUCGUCCGUUACCGUGCCUCCGGCAAGAUCGACAAGCACCUGUACCACGAGCUCUACCACCUGAGCAAGGGUAACACCUUCAAGCACAAGCGUGCCCUCAUCGAGCACAUCCAGAAGGCCAAGGCUGAGAGACACCGUGAGCGUGUCCUCAAGGAGGAGAUGGACGCUAAGCGUGCCAAGAACAAGGCUCUCCGUGAGCGCCGCUUGGAGCGCAAGGAGGCCAAGCAGAACGCUCUGGUCGCCGAGGCCCAGGAGUAAAUUUCUUCUGUUUGACGAACUUUGGCGGUGCGGAGGUUGAAAAGCGGGGGAUAAUGGGUUAAUCGAUCAGCCAGUGGAAUAUAAAUCAGGUCGACCAAAACUACACAGUUCCCCGUUUUUU